AGGUGGAAGUAAAACAAUCGCUUCAAUCACUCAUUCAAAUCAGAAUGGCUCGCUCUCUUUCAAACGCAAAGCUUCUUUCAGCUCUUGUCGAUGGCGUCUCAGUAUCAAUUUACAGACGAGGUUACGCUGUAGUAUCUCAGGGUGUUGUUCCAACGAACAUCGAAGGAAGUGGGUCGAGGAGCAGCGUGGUGAAAGCAGGGGAGGAGAUCAGGGGAACCAUGAAAGAAGCAUCGGAAACUAAAUUUGUGUCACCAGACCCAGUCUCUGGUUACUACCGUCCAGAGAAUGGUGCAGGCGAAAUCGACGUGUCUGCGCUUCGGGAGAUGCUGGUGAACAAGGCUAGGCAACACUAGAAUUA
Telopea speciosissima is the source of this 358-nucleotide messenger RNA. Its product is annotated as late embryogenesis abundant protein Lea5-like. Gene Ontology annotation, biological process: response to stress. NCBI's taxonomy places the organism in Eukaryota, Viridiplantae, Streptophyta, Magnoliopsida, Proteales, Proteaceae. The transcript has 2 exons. The coding region runs from base 45 to 353 and encodes 102 amino acids. Gene Ontology annotation, cellular component: mitochondrion. The record is from RefSeq and is a predicted model, not a curated record.